AUCGUUGUUUGCUAACUGCCAAAAACCGUGAAGGAAGAAGAAAUCCUCACGAGCCAGAAGCUGAUCGUGUCAUUUAAUCAAAUCAUGAAGACGGUUCUCGUAUUUUUAUGGAGAAAACAAAUGACAGAAGUUUGAUUAAAACUCGGCGGUUUGUUUUUUAGAGGCCGGAAGGUCGUGAUGAACAUCCCCAGUGGAUUCAUGUGUAACGCUGCUCGAAGCUUCACCUUGUGGAGCCCAGCUGCUGGUCGGCUUUGCUGGCGGCCUCUGGGCGCUGGUUCUACGUCCAGGAUGAUGUCCUCCAAAAGGCAAACGGACCAUCUUGAGAGGACAGUAGGCAACUACAGACAAGAUGCUCUGUAUCCGGCGGAGAUAUGUGGAAUGGUGAGCGAAUCGGAAACGGUAAAAAGACUGAGGAUCGUCGUCCAUCCAGACUUCACCUUUAAAGCGGGACAGUGGGUGGAUUUCUUCAUUCCUGGGGUGGAGAAGGUUGGAGGUUUCUCCAUGUGCUCCAGCCCGGGUUUGUUGCAGCGAGAGGGCGUCGUAGAACUGGCCAUCAAAAACGCCAAGCACCCCCCGGCUCACUGGGUCCACACCGUGUGUGCGCUAGGCUCCCAGGUAGCCCUGCGCGUCGGCGGGGACUUCUUCUUUGACCCGUCACCCUCUGAUCCCGCCGUAGAUCUGCUGUUGGUGGCCGGAGGCGUAGGGAUCAAUCCCCUUUACUCAAUCCUGUCACACACGUCAGAUCUUCUACAUCUCAGUCAAGCCUCGGGUGGCCGGGACUACAAAAUAGGCUCCGCCCACCUCUGCUACAGUGCCAAGAACACAGAGGAGCUGCUCUUCAAGAACUCUAUCAUCCAGUCUUGUCAGCAGCUUCCUGACAAGUUCUCCUGUAACUUCCACAUCACGCAGCAAAGAGCAGAAGUGGACCAGCACCUGCGGCCGUUCGUCAAAAGUGGAAGAAUCACACCGAUGGAGCUGCAGGCUCAUGUGAACCCACAAAGGACUUUGUGCUACGUGUGCGGACCUCCACCCAUGACUGAAGCCAUCUCAAAAACCCUCAAGGAUCUCGGACUUCCCAAAGACAGGAUUCUGUUUGAGAAGUGGUGGUAGGAGCGGAGAUGAUUCCCACAGGCUCUCCUCACCUGCUCUGGGUUCUCCUGCAGGAGGAGUGGAGGACAUGACUAACAUUUCUCUAAGUCGGCAGGAGGAGGAAAAGCCGCGUCUGGUCCCAGCUGGUUUGAGCGACUGGGAGACUCCGUGUGACAGUGACUGAAUACGAGCUUCUCCUCGUUUCACUUUUACUUUACCUAAAACUAUUUAAAGAUUUCAGGCUUGUAUUAAAGUAACAACCAAUUUUUUUAAUACGUUCUUUAUUUAAAUAUCUUGACACCUACCAGUGUGUGACUGGGUUUAUGUGAGAUGAGCUGAAGUCACACCUUCAGUAAACACAGGUGACAUUGGUAUCCAUCUGCUUUGAAAACUCAUGCAUUUCCUAAAAAGGGAUGCUUUUAUUUUGAAAGUCCCUUUAAAGAUUUCAUUCCUGA
Messenger RNA from Nothobranchius furzeri (turquoise killifish), 1544 nucleotides. It is a transcript of the gene oxnad1, whose product is annotated as oxidoreductase NAD-binding domain containing 1. Gene Ontology annotation, cellular component: mitochondrion. Gene Ontology annotation, molecular function: oxidoreductase activity. The record is from RefSeq and is a predicted model, not a curated record. Lineage: Eukaryota; Metazoa; Chordata; Actinopteri; Cyprinodontiformes; Nothobranchiidae.